Molecule: messenger RNA, 1593 nt
Organism: Penicillium olsonii
Lineage: Eukaryota; Fungi; Ascomycota; Eurotiomycetes; Eurotiales; Aspergillaceae
Source: the annotation of a GenBank genome assembly
AUGAUCGUUGGAACAGGAAUUUCCGCGCUCAUUGAAGAGCCUGAGAAAGCCCUGAAGUUUGACCUCGAGGAAAUGAGAACCCCCGAAGCACGGUGGUAUCUGAGUUUGACUAGCAUUUCAGACGAGCUUGGCUUGCCUGGGUCUAUCACCAUCUUGCAAGAGACCCAGCCAACAAGGCCGGAACAAAGUCGAUCAAAGCCCGCACCAAAACCAAAGGCACAGGCCCAACAUCAAGGAACAAGCAAGAUUGUUGCCAUCGAAGAAAUCGAUGACAGCGAUGAAGAGGAAGAGGAGGAUGAUGAUCUCAUACCGUAUGAGAAACCAGACGACGACGCAUAUGAUUCCGAUGAUGACCCUACGUUAAUUCAACGAAAUAAACCAACAGCGCCUGUGUACAUCCGCGAUCUGAUCCCAGCCCUCAGAGACACCGAAAAUGUCGAACGGCAUCAUCUUGCCAUUACAACAGCCCCGUCCUUGAUUCGUCGCAAGAUUAGCUUUGGCACAGAACUUGCUGAACAAAUUGAGGAGCUGGCAUUGACAAUCGUUGGUCUUCAAAAUGACAACAACCACCCGACAUUCCAUGAAUCUCGUCUACAGAGUAUGAUCGCAUUGAUCGUAUCUCAUCCCUUCAAAAUGGGCCGCUGGUUCACUGCUAUCUAUUUCGACGGAGACCUGUCUCAGGUGCAAAGAUCUGCAGUCCUCACAGCACUGGGAUUAAGUGCUCGCGAGAUUGCUGGAAACGGGGAAGAUGAUUCCAAAGCACUGCGUCUACCUGACACUGGCGAUACAUCAUUCCCAUCCAAACGUCUGUCACCCUCGUUGGAGGCAAUGUAUUCGGGCACCGAAGAAUCGCCCAUUGCAACUCUCACACGUGAAAUGUCACGAACAUCGUUGCAACCACUCGCAGCAAACGCAGCAGAUGCAAUGACGGGUCCGAAUGCUCUGAAAGUGCGCACAUUCUCAUCACGCAUGGAAGUCGAAAAGAAACGCCAGCAGCGUGAUACUCAGCGUCAAAAGACAACAAUCAAGGAUCUGCAUAAAGUGCUGGCUGAGGGUUUCUUCUUCCCAAUGCAGGGUCGAUUCGAAAUCAUGAUGCUACACCUCUCCUCAUCGGCAUCCUCUUCGUACAACCCAUUCUUCAUUCCUCAUCUCCUCACCCUAUUCCUCCAAACCCUCACUCUCAUUCUCUCCACGGCAGGCCCCAGUACCCCCUUCCUGCCUGGUCUAACUCAUGAAACCCUCUCACUUCUUCUUCCACUCCACACGGCCUCAGCAUCCAGCGAGCCAACCGUAACCGUCGCCCUACUAUCUCUGUUCCUCGCCCUGGUGGAUCUCAAUAUUGCAUCAGGCUCAAACGGCGAAGAACGUCUUGUGACAGAGUAUGCGACACAAGUAAUCGAGCUGCGCGAGUGGGCCUCUCAGGUCUUCGACCGGACGCCUCCCUCUGCUGCGCGCGCGGAUCCGGCUUCUGCCGUCAGUGAUCCGCAGGAGCAGAUACGUACACUCUCAGCUGGUGUUAUGGUGCGUCUUGGUGAGGUCAUGGAGCGAUACCAGGGCCGAUUAAUGGGUGUGCAUUCUGGAUUCAGCUACUAG